GGCCUCUUACUCACCAAUCAAGAAACUCAGUCGAGAGAGAGAGAAGAGGCAAAUGAUUCAGGCCAUGCAAUUGCAUACUCCAUUUCCAUGGGAGACCUUUUUGUUUCAUUCUAUUUCGAAUCAGUUUACAGAUAGGGUGACUACUAGAAUGAGAUGUUCUUAUAAGAACCAACUGAAUCAUUGUCCCAACAGAUCUCGCCUUAUAGAUAUGAGUUCUUGGAACAAAGAAUGGUAUAGACAUAUACCUUCUUUUGAUGAAUGUAAAGGACGCAGAGGUUUCACUUUGUUCACAUUGGUCACUUAUGGAACAUCUGUUGCAUUCCCAGCCUUUGCAAAGAAGGGGAUGAGCCAGUUUGAUGAAAGGCGCUUACUUGAACAGAACAGAAGUAUUCAAAAAGCGAAUAAGGCACCUGAGGACUUCCCGAAUUUUAUUAGAGAAGGUUUUCAAGUCAAAGUUGUGACUUCUGAGAACUAUGUGAAGUGUGACUCAGGACUUAUCUACUUGGAUAUAGAAGUUGGUAAAGGUGAUUGUCCAAAGGCUGGUCAGCAGGUGACAUUUCACUAUACUGGCUAUAAUGAAUCGGGUCGCCGGAUUGAUAGCACCUAUCUGCAAGGUUCUCCUGCCAGGAUUCGUCUUGGAACUAAUGCAUUGGUUCCAGGAUUUGAGGAAGGCAUACAGGACAUGAGACCGGGUGGUAAACGAAGAAUAAUCAUACCCCCAGAACUUGGACCUCCGGUUGGGCCAUCGACUUUUUUCAGCGCGAAACAAUUCGAGGUUUUUGAUGUGGAGUUGUUGAGUAUCCAGAACUGCCAACGAAGGACAAUUGCAUUCUAUUCUGAUCUUACAUGUAAUUAACAAGUCUAUCUACAAAUAAUCAUCUUUUUUUUUUUUUCUGGUUAGACCGUAAUUGGCUUAUGAGAUUUGAAUACAAUUCCUGUGCCAUUGAUAAUC
This is a messenger RNA of Amborella trichopoda, 952 nucleotides long. Its product is annotated as FKBP-like peptidyl-prolyl cis-trans isomerase family protein. The record is from RefSeq and is a predicted model, not a curated record. Gene Ontology annotation, molecular function: peptidyl-prolyl cis-trans isomerase activity. NCBI's taxonomy places the organism in Eukaryota, Viridiplantae, Streptophyta, Magnoliopsida, Amborellales, Amborellaceae.